Pogona vitticeps (central bearded dragon) is the source of this 1618-nucleotide messenger RNA. The record is from RefSeq and is a predicted model, not a curated record. NCBI's taxonomy places the organism in Eukaryota, Metazoa, Chordata, Lepidosauria, Squamata, Agamidae.
GCCAGCCCUCCCUCGCCUUCUCUCCCAAGGCCAGGUUGCAGAGAGAGACCCUCCGGCCACCUUCCAGGAAAUGAUAGAAAGUGAUUUACCCUCCAUCAUGUCUGGGCUCAUUAGAGGUUCAGGACAAAGCCAUCAUCCUGCUCCACAAGAAUACAGGCUUCUAGCUACCGACCCUUCGCAGCUGAACGAAGAGGACCUCCCCGGGGACUUACAGUCCCUGUCGUGGCUGACGUCCGUGGAUGUCCCUCGCUUGCAGCAGAUGGCCACCGAAAGGAUGGAUUUCGGCCUUAGUGCCCAGACUUCUCUGCUGCAACAGAGCGGUUCCAAUGCAGGGACUCUGCAGGCCCCGGGGGCUCCUGGGACCAUGAUUCAAAUCCAAGCCAGCCUGCCUCAAAGCCUCCUAGGAUUCAACACCAUUUCCUCCCACGGCGCAAAUAUCGGCCAGUACUUGGGUGGGGGGCAGCCGUCGCCCGGCCUCCAACCAUCGCCGACCCCUCUCUUCCCUCCUCCACCUCGCCACGCGCAGCAAGUCUUCGCCAUUGCCCACAACACGCAACAACAGUGCUCCCCAGCAUCCAUCUACGGGGCCUCUUAUGGGUCCCAGGCUCCCUACUCACAGCAACCCCGCCUCGCUCCCCACGGGGCUCAGGACCUCCAUGUCAAACACUACCCCAAGCCAAUCUACUCCUACAGCUGCCUGAUUGCCAUGGCGUUGAAGAACAGCAAAACGGGCAGCCUCCCCGUCAGUGAGAUCUACAACUUCAUGAAGGAGCACUUUCCUUACUUCAAGACCGCCCCGGACGGCUGGAAGAAUUCGGUCCGCCACAACCUGUCCCUGAACAAAUGCUUCGAGAAGGUGGAGAACAAGAUGAGCGGCACCUCCCGCAAGGGCUGCCUCUGGGCGCUGAACCCUGCCAAAGUGGACAAGAUGGAGGAAGAGAUGCAGAAAUGGAAGAGGAAAGACCUUCCUGCCAUCCACCGCAGCAUGGCCCAUCCAGAGGAACUGGACAAGCUCAUCACCGACCGGCCAGAGAACUGCAGGAGGCUGAGCAAGCCGGCAGAGGCCGACGGAUCCGCGCUGAGCCACGCGGCCACCGCUCAGGGUCGCCUUCCACCCCUGCAGCCCCCGGCCGUCCUGACGCUCUCCCUCCCGCUGCACCGCCAGCUCCAGGCGCAGGCCGGCAUGGCCCCCGAUUCGCCGGCUCCCGCCCAGACCCCCCCUCUCCACCCCUUGCAAGGGGUGAACCACAGCCCCCUCCCUCAGCACCCCAUGAACCGGGGCCCGGAUUUCUUCGGAGCGAUGAUGACGGACAUGAGCACGGAGGUCGACGCCCUUGACCCCAGCAUCAUGGACUUUGCUCUGCAAGGUAACAUUUGGGAAGAGAUGAAAGACGAGAGCUUCAGCCUCGAAACCUUGGGCGCCUUCAGCAGCUCCCCGCUGGCCCUGUCCGACUGCGACCUCACUCCGUCCGGCCUCACCCCCGUCUCCAGCGGUGGCGACCACGGGUUUCCGGACGUCCAAGUGACCGGCCUCUAUACGACCUACGCCGCCCUGGACGCCGUCUCCUCCGCGCAGUACAGGAGCUCACAAGGCAACAAGCCCAUCGCCCUCUUGUGA